This is a messenger RNA of Prosopis cineraria, 1672 nucleotides long. RefSeq names its product F-box protein SKIP23-like. The coding region runs from base 194 to 1309 and encodes 371 amino acids. The record is from RefSeq and is a predicted model, not a curated record. The transcript has a single exon. NCBI's taxonomy places the organism in Eukaryota, Viridiplantae, Streptophyta, Magnoliopsida, Fabales, Fabaceae. Gene Ontology annotation, molecular function: protein binding.
CAGCUACAAGUGUUUUUCAAUAAAAAAAGCUAUUUUCCUGAGAGAUAAAAGUCCCCCCCGGGGCGGACCUGAACGGAAAGCAUGACUUCAGAUCAGAAGUCAUAAGCUCUACUUCCUGCGUAAUUUCCGAAACACAGUAACACCCUCAAGUACCUCGGAGCCUUUGUGUUGGAACUCGGAACAACAAAUUUCCAUGGAGAUUCAACUCACGAACGUGCCCGAUCAAAUGGGUGUCCGACCCAAUUGGUGCGAUCUUCCGUCGGAGCUGUGGCGGAAGAUCGGUAAAUCUCUCCGCAAUCGCAUCGACCUUCUCCGAUUUCGCAGCGUCUGCAACUCAUGGCGAUCCUCAAUCCCUCCUUCUCUCCCUAACUCUCCUUCUUUCCCUCUCCAACUCCCCCACCCCAUCAAUCCCUUCACCGUCGUCUUCCUCAUUCAGUCCACUUUUUAUCGAAUCGAACCGCCCUACCAACCCUCCUCUUCUUCUCCAAAGGGCUGGUUGAUCAAAGUAGAAGGAGAAUCAAAUCCAUCGCAUUCUCAUCCUCUUCGUCUCCUAAACCCGCUUUCCGACCGGCAAUUUUCGAACCCUCUUAGCUCUUCGCCGAGAAUACUGAAUCUGCUGGACUAUCGGGUGCUGGAAUUAUACAAAUCAUAUUGCUUCCAGCAGUUCGGAUUCCCCGUAAAGAAAGUCGUCUUCUUCCCGACCUCGUGUUGGUCUGACGGCGAGGAUUCUGUGGCUUGCUGUAUCUAUCUGGAGGGUAAGCUGGCGUUGUUCAAACGAGGAGACAAAAAAUGGACGCUCGUGGAUGAUGAGAAUUAUUACUACGAUGAUGUUAUUGUGUACAAGGGUCAGCUUUAUGUGACAGAUAGGUGGGGUACGAUAUCUUGGGUCGACAUAUCUUCAUUGAAGUUGAUUCAGUAUUCGCCUCCAUUAUGUGGUGUUGGGCACAAGAAGCAUUUGGUGGAAUUAUGUGGGAAUCUAUAUGUUAUUGACAGGUACUAUGAUAGUGAACCCAGGAGGCUGAAUUAUGAAGCAGCGGUCGUGGAUUUUAAGGUUUAUAGGUUGGAUGAAGAGUGGGGGACAUGGGUGGAUGUGAAAGAUUUGGAAGACAGGGUGUUCAUCCUGGGAGAUAGCUGCAGCUUCUCCGUUUCAGCGAAUGAUUUUGCUGGGUACGAAGGAAAUUGCAUUUUCUUCACUGAUAUGUUCGAUGUUGGAAAGUACAACUUGGGUGAUGGCAGCAUCAAGACAUUUGAACUUGAUCCGUGUAGUUCAAAACUGUUCUGGCCUCCCCCUUCUUGGCUGAGAAUGUAAGAACAUGUUUGACUAUUUAGGUACAGUACGGGCUCUUUUCCGUCACUUGACUCUCUAUUACUUGUUGGACAUGUUUAAGCUGUUAAGCGCUGUAGAUCGGCUGUAAUCGGUGAUGCGGUUUAUUUAUCAAAUGUCUCUCUCUUGGAUAAUAAUAAUUCAUAAUAGAAUUAGUCUAAAAUAUGAUAUAGGAAAAAUAUAACUAAUAAUUUUCGCCCUAUACUAGCAUUUUGGAUGAUUGGGCCAGUUGAACUGUUGUUACAAUGAGUCUGUUCAAUUAAUGAGUAGAGGGGAUGUGGCACAUGUGAUAAAAAAGGGUUGGGUCUUUUAAACAUCAUUUCAAAAUUUAAUUCUUAAAAAAACUCU